GUCUCGGCAAUUGAAUUUGGAAGGCCUGCGCAAGUUAGUGAUUCAUUCGAGACCUUUUCUGUAAUGGGAGUUUCAGCAGGCGAACAAUCUCUUCUUGUUUCUUUCAAGGAUAAGGUCCAAGGAAAAGAAGAAAUGGUGGACGUCAAGGCAAACGAGACCCUGUGGGAAAAAGUCAUGGAAGGACAAGCCAAGAGAAGAUGCCCACCGAGGAAACAAAAACACGGACGACAUGCCGAGGGCAAGAGACCUAGAAGGAUUUUGAUGAAGAGAAUGGCACGUGUAGAAGGUUCUCCUAGAAGGGCUGGGUAUGGUGUUGGGAGAAGAGUUAGAACCCUGAAGAAGCUCAUCCCUAAUGGCGAAUCCUUGGGAUUGGAUGGGCUUUUCAGAGAGACAGCUGAUUACAUUUUGUCUUUGCAAACGAGAGUGAAAGUCAUGCAGAUAAUGGUUCAGGAAUUAACAGGUUCGGACGAGUAGUAAACUAAUUCAUUUUGUAAAGGCUAUCAUCUCUCUCUCUCUCUUUUAAAUUUUAAUUCCUUUUUGUCUCAUAAUCUGCUAUCCUUUAUGUUAUUCAUAGCAGUACGUACGUAUAGGACUUCGUUUUGUAAGUCUACAUAUAUGUGGACGUGAUUGUCUAGAAUAUUUAACAGCACGCAGCAGCUUUGUGUGAAAGUGGCUUAAUUAGCGAGAUGAACGAGUGAAUUGAUCAUCAAAUUCACUAAUGUUAUUUUCCACAGCUCCAUGAUUCAAAUACCAUGCAUUCAAUUUCUCCA
Populus euphratica (Euphrates poplar) is the source of this 770-nucleotide messenger RNA. RefSeq names its product transcription factor UPBEAT1-like. The transcript has a single exon. Gene Ontology annotation, biological process: regulation of DNA-templated transcription. Lineage: Eukaryota; Viridiplantae; Streptophyta; Magnoliopsida; Malpighiales; Salicaceae. The record is from RefSeq and is a predicted model, not a curated record. The coding region runs from base 64 to 474 and encodes 136 amino acids.